GUCCGCGUCAGAACCGCAGAGAGGAACGAGCUGCCGGGUGAGCCGCGCCCAGCCUUCCCUUUCCCAAAAGUCGCCAUGUCGGAGGUCAUCCUGGAGAAAACGGACAGGCUGAGCCUGGGAGAGGUUUAUGUAUCUGAUCGAGUAGGAUGUGACAGCACUGGUGAUGGGACCCAGGAUAAACCUUUCAAAACAGCUUUGCAGGCUUUGAUGUCUACUGGAAAGGAACCAUUUCCUACUAUCUAUGUGGACUCCCAAAAAGAAAACCAGAGAUGGGAAACUAUCUCCAAGAGCCAACUCAAGAAUGUGAAAAAGCUGUGGCAGAGAGAGCAGCAGAAGAGUGAAGCCAGAGAAAAGAAGGAGGCAGAAGAUUUGCUGCGACGUGAAAAGAACUUGGAGGAAGCAAAGAAAAUUAUCAUGAAGAAAGACCUCAGCCUCCCGGAGCCCAAAUGUGUGAAGAUUCGUACCCUGGAAGCCUACAGAGGGGAAAGAGUAAAGGUGUUUGGUUGGGUCCAUCGAUUGCGUAGGCAGGGGAGAAACUUGAUGUUUAUUGUCUUAAGAGAUGGCACAGGCUUCCUUCAGUGUGUCUUAUCAGAUGAACUAUGUCAAUGUUACAAUGGUGUGGUUCUUUCAACUGAGAGCAGCGUUGCAGUAUAUGGCACCCUCAGUCUGGUUCCUGAAGGCAAGCAGGCUCCAGGAGGUCACGAGUUGAGUUGCGACUACUGGGAACUCAUUGGUCUGGCUCCCGCUGGAGGAGCCGAUAACCUGGUCAAUGAAGAGUCAGAUGUGGAUGUGCAGCUCAACAACCGGCACAUGAUGAUCCGGGGGGAAACCUUGAGCAGAAUCUUAAAGGUGCGCUCCACCGUCAUCCAGUGCUUCCGAGACCACUUCUUUGACCGCGGAUAUUACGAAAUCACCCCACCCACCCUGGUUCAAACGCAGGUAGAAGGAGGCUCAACACUCUUCAAAAUGGAUUAUUUUGGCGAGGAAGCUUAUCUGACCCAGUCAUCCCAGCUGUAUUUGGAGACCUGCAUCCCAGCCUUGGGGGACACUUUCUGCAUUGCCCAGUCCUACCGAGCAGAACAGUCAAGGACACGCAGGCACCUCUCUGAAUAUACUCACAUUGAAGCGGAGUGCCCUUUCAUGAGCUAUGAAGACCUGCUGAACCGUCUGGAGGAUCUCGUCUGUGAUGUGGUGGAUAGGGUCCUCAAAUCCCCAGUGUCUGAUAUAGUGUAUGCCCUCAAUCCGAACUUUGAGCCUCCCAAGCGCCCCUUCAAACGGAUGGACUACACAGAAGCCCUGAUAUGGCUCAAGGAACAUGAGGUGAAAAAGGAAGAUGACACCUACUACGAGUUUGGAGAGGAUAUCCCAGAAGCUCCAGAGAGACAGAUGACCGAUGCUAUUAACGAACCAAUCUUGCUUUGUCGAUUUCCUGCUGAGAUUAAAUCCUUCUACAUGCAGCGCUGCCCCGAGGACACCCGUCUUACUGAAUCUGUUGAUGUGUUGAUGCCUAAUGUUGGUGAAAUUGUGGGAGGCUCCAUGCGUAUUUGGGACAGUGAGGAGCUACUAGAAGGUUACAAGAGGGAAGGAAUUGAUCCCACCCCUUAUUAUUGGUAUACAGACCAGCGUAAAUAUGGCACAUGUCCUCAUGGUGGUUACGGAUUAGGCCUGGAGCGAUUCCUUACCUGGAUUCUGAACAGACACCAUAUCCGAGAUGUAUGCCUAUAUCCUCGCUUUGUUCAGCGAUGCAAGCCCUAAUCAAAAGUUUCUUGAUGGACAAAGUCUAUCCAACCUUAGGCAGUUCCCUUCUCAUAAUUUCAUGUCUCUGUCCCAAAAAUACAUACAGAUGUUGUUGUUUUCAAAUGAAAUUGCUUUGAACUUUAAAUUCCAGUCUACUGAUUCCAGAAAUGUCUUCCCCUCUGAUUGUCUCAAUCUGGUUUCACUCUCAUGUCUUCUUUUAAUAUAUUUGAAAUCAUUGCUUGCCAGUGGAAACUCGCUGUGGGGUGUACUUCAAGGUCAUAUGAUCUGUAACAACACUUCGUAGCCCUGGUCUCUCAGAAAAAUAUAAAGAAAACUGUAGGAGCUGGAUUCAGCAUUUGAUUUCGGAUUUGGGGA
Molecule: messenger RNA, 2112 nt
Organism: Notechis scutatus (mainland tiger snake)
Lineage: Eukaryota; Metazoa; Chordata; Lepidosauria; Squamata; Elapidae
Gene: NARS1
Product: asparaginyl-tRNA synthetase 1
Biological process (GO): asparaginyl-tRNA aminoacylation
Cellular component (GO): cytoplasm
Molecular function (GO): asparagine-tRNA ligase activity; ATP binding; nucleic acid binding
Source: RefSeq, a predicted model, not a curated record